This is a messenger RNA of Stegostoma tigrinum, 1870 nucleotides long. RefSeq names its product presequence translocase associated motor 16 (gene pam16). Gene Ontology annotation, biological process: protein import into mitochondrial matrix. The transcript has 5 exons. The coding region runs from base 137 to 520 and encodes 127 amino acids. Gene Ontology annotation, cellular component: TIM23 mitochondrial import inner membrane translocase complex. The record is from RefSeq and is a predicted model, not a curated record. NCBI's taxonomy places the organism in Eukaryota, Metazoa, Chordata, Chondrichthyes, Orectolobiformes, Stegostomatidae.
CAUCGUCCGGGUCUUCUCAUGUGUCCGCAGAGGGACAGGUGCCGGCAAACCGGCUUCUGCCCUUUGACCCUGACUCGUCCUUGACACAGCGCGUGGUUCCCGGAUAUUCCUGGAGGAACGGAGCCGGCGCCGGGCGAUGGCCAAAUACUUGGUUCAGAUCAUCAUCGUUGGAGCCCAAGUGGUGGGGAGAGCAUUUGCCCGGGCAGUGAGGCAGGAAAUGGCUGCAAGUAAAGCUGCAGCAGAAGCUCGUGGCCAAGCUGGUCAGCAGUCAGCAGCAGCCACCAACAUCACUGGAAUGUCACUGCAGGAAGCACGGCAGAUUCUCAAUGUGACCACGCUCAAUACAAAGGAGAUCCAACAGAACUAUGAGCAUUUAUUCAAAGUCAAUGACAAGUCAGUGGGUGGAUCGUUCUAUUUGCAGUCCAAGGUGGUGAGGGCAAAGGAACGACUCGAUGAGGAACUAAAAAUUGAAGAAAUGGACCAAGCAAGAAAGGAACAAAAAAAACAGCCUGAGACAUGACUCUCAGAAAACCUCAGUUUCACAUUUUGUUUAAUUGUUUACUCAUACCAUAAACUACAUGAAAAUCGAACAUUGGCAGUCCUUGUUUGAAUGGGGACAGGAACCAGCUUUGGUAUUAACAAUGGAUCCAAGGACUGGGAUGGGUACCAGCUCUGGAUUGAAGUAACUGAGCCAGAUAGCAGCUGUGAGAAUGUAUCAGCACUUAAAUACCAGUUUCCAUUGGUAUUAGCCAAACCCUGAACUAGUUGUGAAUCAUGUACUUAGGGUUUUGUGCAGAAGAAAUAAUUUAAUACAGCAGUGGUGCUGAUGGACGGAGGUUGCCCAUCGUGAGCUACACACAACUGCUUUACAUUGAACAUGCAGGUCCAAUUAAAUUUUUCUUGUGGGUUAUAACAAAGAAAUGGAACUUGCCUUGGUCUUCAGUCACUUUCUGUUUGAAUGUCAAAUAAUGCAACUGGAUACUUGGUUUGAAUUUAUAUAGAAAGAACAGUCAGCUCUAAACUUUCCUCACAUCUUGACCUCCUGAAACACUGAAGAGACUCAUUGCAGCUGGAAACAUGGUGAAAAUUAAUUAUUUUUAAUUUUAAAAAAAUUCUGUAAUAUCAUUUUGAAAAUGCCUUGUAUCUGAUUGUAAAUAAAAAUGUAUUUACAGUAAUUUGAUCCUAGCUUCAGGAGAAUACAGUAACUGCCUAAAGUAUUCAUGGAGCAUUAUAAAAGUUUCAUUAGGUUAACAAUAUGCAGCAUUCUCCACACAAGAAUGGAUCAAGCGACAAAGGUACAGUUAUAAUAGUCCCAGAUGUAGCCACCACAUUUUUUUCACAGUUAACAUGGUGUGAAGCUGGAUGAACACAGCAUAUUUUUUUCUGAACAACAGUCCCGACCCAAAACGUCAAGCUUUCCUGCUACUGUAAUGCUGCUUGGCCUGCUGUGUUCAUCCAGCUUCACGCGUGUUAACUCAGAUUCUCCAGCACCAGCAGUUAAUAAAUUAUAUGAAAAAUGAAAUUAAUUAAUUCAUUGAGUUUAGCUUUGGUAUAGCUACCAAAUUUUGGGAAUUAUCGCUUAUGACCGCUUCCUCUAGACCUAAAGCUUGCAAUAUCUCUGCGUUCAUCCAAUUCUGGUAUAUUGCAUAUCACCAAUUGUCAUAACUUCCACCAUCGUCUUGAAGUGCUUGUGCCUAAGUUCUGAAAUUCUUUCCCUAAACAUCACUGUCUCUCACUCUUAAAUGAUUCAUUAAAGCUUAUCUUUGACUAAGCAUUUGGUCACUUAGUAUCUUGUAGUUUAGUGUCAAAUUUUGUUUGCUAAUGCUCUUCUGAAUCAUAUUGGGAUGUUUUAUUGCCUUAAAAAGUAAAA